UUGUUCUUUAUUCGGUUGUUGUGAGCUGAAGAGUAUCUGUCGUCAUGUCUGGAAGAGGAAAAGGCGGUAAAGGACUCGGGAAAGGAGGCGCUAAGCGUCACCGAAAGGUUCUUCGCGAUAAUAUCCAGGGAAUCACUAAACCCGCUAUUCGUCGUCUUGCUCGACGUGGCGGCGUCAAGCGUAUUUCUGGGCUGAUCUAUGAAGAGACGCGCGGUGUGUUGAAGGUGUUUCUGGAGAACGUCAUCCGUGAUGCUGUGACUUACACUGAACACGCCAAGAGAAAGACCGUCACCGCCAUGGAUGUUGUGUACGCGCUGAAGCGACAGGGACGCACCCUGUACGGGUUCGGCGGUUAAGAGACUCACGAAGAAGAAAAACCCAACGGCUCUUUUAAGAGCCACCCACAUUUACACACA
Rhinichthys klamathensis goyatoka is the source of this 416-nucleotide messenger RNA. RefSeq names its product histone H4. Gene Ontology annotation, biological process: nucleosome assembly. Gene Ontology annotation, molecular function: structural constituent of chromatin; protein heterodimerization activity; DNA binding. The transcript has a single exon. The record is from RefSeq and is a predicted model, not a curated record. Gene Ontology annotation, cellular component: nucleosome. The coding region runs from base 45 to 356 and encodes 103 amino acids. Lineage: Eukaryota; Metazoa; Chordata; Actinopteri; Cypriniformes; Leuciscidae.